Aspergillus niger is the source of this 255-nucleotide messenger RNA. RefSeq lists its product as hypothetical. The transcript has 2 exons. Bases 1 to 255 code for a protein of 84 amino acids. The record is from RefSeq and is a predicted model, not a curated record. NCBI's taxonomy places the organism in Eukaryota, Fungi, Ascomycota, Eurotiomycetes, Eurotiales, Aspergillaceae.
AUGGAAAUGCUUCAUUGCAGAGCAACUGAUAACCCCGGCCAUCCAUUCUAUUCCCCUGACCACGAUACUCCGCUGCCAACGCAUCUCAUCCCUCACAGCAUUUACUCCCUACUUAGAGGCUGCACAGAUUAUUAUGGUAUAGCUGAUUGCUAUGUGUUUUAUGUUAUAAUGGCACCGUACAAGGUUCCGAGAGUUAGGUCUGAUCAGAACUACUUUGUCUAUAAUCUGCAAAUAUCUUUCGAUGCUCACAGGUAG